Molecule: messenger RNA, 594 nt
Organism: Sitophilus oryzae (rice weevil)
Lineage: Eukaryota; Metazoa; Arthropoda; Insecta; Coleoptera; Curculionidae
Product: cuticle protein 21-like
Exons: 2
Coding region: 1-594 (197 amino acids)
Cellular component (GO): extracellular matrix
Source: RefSeq, a predicted model, not a curated record
AUGUACAAAUUUUUUGUAGUCGCCACCCUUUUGGCUACUGUCAGUGCCAUCCCAGCCGAUUACCAAGCAACUUCUUACGUAACUUUCAAUGACAACCACAAUUCCGUCAGUCAUAUCGAAUCUGCUGCUGCCCCUGUCUAUUCUGCACCAUCUCUAACUAAAGUAGCUGUUCCAGCUGCACCUGCAAAAUACCCUGCUUAUGCUGCUCCAGUUUACUCUACCGCUCCAGUCGCUUCAAUUUAUUCUGCUGCCCCUUCAGUUAGUAAAGUAGCUCUUCCCGUAGUUGCCAAAACUGCUGCCCCAGUAGCUAAAUAUGUUGCUGCUCCAGCCCACCACGAAGAAGAAUAUGAGAUAAUCCCAUACAAAUACGCCUAUGCUGUGCAAGACUCACAUACUGGUGACUACCACUCUCAAGAAGAAGUAAGUGAUGGACACCAUGUUUCUGGACAGUACUCUCUCCACGAAGCUGACGGUACCAUCAGAAUCGUAAAGUACUCUGAUGAUGGACAAGGUUUCAAUGCAGUAGUAGAAAAACAAGGAGAGCCAACUGCUGCACCAGUUGUUUACAAGAAAGACGUAGCCUCUUACUAUUAA